UCCACAGAAAGGCCGGGCACUCGUCCACGCCAUCCAUGGUUGUGUGCAUCCCAUGUGUCUGUCCCUCUUGUCUGUAAGAAUGCAACCGCGUACCCACACCACAGUGCCAGCACUGACUUGUAAUCGACACCCACAGCCAAUCCAGCCCAACCAAACCACCUGCCUGCCUGCAUAGUGUGUGUUGCCCUGCAAUGCAUGUAAGCCCACACGAGAGACAAUUGAGGCGAGAGAGAAAUAGACCUGACCUGCCUGUACUUAGUCCGUCCAUCCAUCCAUUCAUCCAUCCAUCCAUCCAGUCAGCCAGCCGAAGAAAUAAAGGCCCAUCCAUCCAUCCACACGAUGCACAUCAUGUCAUGCACAUGACAUCGAUGGAUCUGUCUGUGCAGCCAGGUGCUUCACGUGCCUCCGCGGGGCGAGGCCAACACGAAAACCACCCGAGAAGACACACCUGUACACACAGACACAUACACACGUAGGUAGAUAGACACACACACCACACAGACAGACACCCCCAGCCAGCCGGCAUCACAUACACCCUCCUCUCUGAAGGAAGGAAUCGAAAACAACAAAUGGGGCCCACGUUGAUCUCGAUCCGUCUAGCUGUUGUUCUCAUGAUUAAAAGCCCACAACCCACCCCACCCCACCCCGCCCCACCCCGCCCCACCCCGGUCCGGUCAGUCGUCCAUCAUCACCAAUACAAUGCGUACGCACACACAGACACCACGCCACACCACACCACAGUCAGCCCUUAAUUCGCUCGGUACCAGGGCUUCCCCUCAUGCACAUGCACGCCUUUCUCUACCUCUGCGCCAUGCGACGACAGCCUGCCUGCCUGCCUGCCUGGCCAGAAAUGACGCUCUAUCUAUCCCUCCCGCCUCUUGAAGUUGGCCAGCAGCUGUUCGAGCGCCUUGUCCCACUCCUUGCCAAGCUCCUCCUCUUCCAUCUCCUCAGGGGUCCGCUGUGCACCAAGGGGCGGCGCAGCCGGCGGAGGUGGCGCACGGGGCUGCUGCUGCUGCUGGUGCUGGGAAGACGAUGCUGCCGCUACUGCGACGGCAGGUGGUGCUGGCUGUGGUGGUGGUGGUGGUGUUGGCUUGCUUGCCCCUCCCCCUCCCCCUCCCCCCAGGAGGUCGAACAGCUGCCUGGACGCCAGGCCGGCGUUGCUCCUGGGGUCCUCCUGCUGGCUUUUGUUGACAAAGACGGCGUCGCUCUUGCCCGCCACCGCACCCACGCCGGCGGCGAAGUGCGGCGGGAGAUGGUUGCCUCGCGGCACGAAUGUGGGGGCAUGGGGGUUGAGGCCGGGAGAGCCUGCGGGUGGGCGAGAAGAAGGUGGCGGGGCGGGGGCGACGGGGGCAGCAGGGUGGGGAGGAAACGGUUGUGGCGCCGUGGUGGGCGACCCACCACCGGCUGGCCGACCGUGUGUGAGGAUCCUUGGCGGCUCUUGCGGUGCGGCCUGGCGUCCGCCCUGUGCCUGGUUGGCUGCCGCAAACAGCAUCUGCAACUGCGGGGGGCCAUGGAAGCCGCCCCUCGCCGGCGGAUGUUGCUGUGGUGCGGCACCCUUAGACAUCCCCACGGCCCCUCCACCGCCAAGAAGACUCAGCAGGUCCUUGCCUGGGUCUGGAGAGGGCUGUGGGGGGAACUGUUGUUGGUGGGGGUGGUGGUAGAAACCGUUGGGAUGAUGGCCCACACCACCAUGGUGCAGCAUGUGGUUGUCGUUGUGUGGGUGUCCGAAGGGCGGGGGAGGGUUGGAGUAGGACCGUUGGGGGCCGCCGUGGCCCUGCGCCUGGGGGAAGUGCAGGUAGUGGUCGGGCGGGGGCGACUGAGACGGCCGGUGGGACUGCCGAUGCCCGUGGGGCUGCCCGCCACGCAGCUGAUUUCGCGACUGCUGGGGCGCCGUCAGCUUGGGGUAAAGCGCCACGAUGUGGUUGUAGCUCACCAGGAUGCCGCGAAGAGGGGAGCAUCGGUCGUUAAGGUCGCUCGCACCUGACACACGUAGGCAGAAAAGGAGGCAGAAUGACGCGUUGCGUCAUUGCGCGUGAGACGGUAUGGGCACCCACCUAGUGAGGCUUCGUCGAGUAGGACCUCGACCAUGGUGUUGUUUCCCGCGUCGGUGUAGUGGCCCACGACGGUGCCCUGCGAGCCGAUGGGCGCCACGCCCCUCUCCUUGACGUACACCACUCGCUGACCCAACAUCAGCUUCGAGUCGAACAACGCCGCUGACACACACAGCCACAUCGACACAGAGAGAGGGAGAGGGAGAGGGGGAGGGGUAGGGGGGAGAGAUACGUACGAGCCGAGCCUUGCCCACCUGGUGGCCUGGCGUUUGUUUCCAUCUUGAAUAUGUGUGAGAUGCCCGUCAUGCGCGGCCGCUGGGGCUCCUCGUUGCCGCGCUCUGCCUCGAGAAACGUCAAAUACGCCUCUACCGCCAUCACACCUGUCAGUCAACACACCAACACACAUACACAUGACUGACGCGUGUGCCCCUCCUCUCCCUGCCCCAUCACAUCAGCGCAUGGGUCGACUCGACGCACGUACCGUCCUUUGGAACGCUCUGAUACUGCCCCGGGACGACCUUGAGUGUCUUGAAGGGCCGGGAGAGGCACCAGGAGACCAUUUUGUCGAAGGCGUAGGCGGGGUCGGGUUUGUCUCUGAAGACGUCAGAAUACUUGACGGCCGAGCUCUUGCCGCCGCUGCGGUUGGUGAGAGCGUCCUGGAGGGCGCGGAAGAGGCCGGGGAAGGUCUGCCGGUAGAGCUGCAUCUCCUCUACCGUCAGAUGGGAAAACAGAUAGCGUGACGGGCCGCCUGACACACACACAACACCGAAACAGAGUGUCCGUCCGCAGGUUUCUCGGCUGGGGUGGUUCAUGCAUUCCGCGUGUGUGCUGUGUUGUGUUGUUGGGGACCUACCUCGAUCGUUCCAGAUGAUCAUGUUGUCGUUUUGGUCUCUGUGCAUGGCGGAGUAGCAGGGUAGGCAGAGGGGGUUGCCGUCCUUGUCGUCGGCCAUGAGGUUCAUGCCCACGUCCUCGCGCCCCUCCUCCCCUCGCACGUUGACCGAUCGGCACAGCCAGGCGCACACCCCCACUGAUAUACCCACUGCACGCGCCAUCUCGUCCAUCGUGUACCACUUCAUGUCCUGAUUUGAGUGUUGUGCGAAGGAAUCAACACACACACACACACACGUGUGAGGGGCUAUGGGAGUGUGUGUAGGGGGUGGGGAGGAGGGUGAGGUUACGUUGACGUGUUUGCGAAUGAUGUCGAGGACCUUGCUCUGCAUCUCGUGCCGCUCGCCGUCGGUGCCCUUCAUGACGUACUCGACAAGCACGUCGCUCCCGUCCUCAGACUUGCCCAAAUCAACCACCUGCAACGCACACACGCCUCUCCUUCAGGUGUCUUCCGUGCAGUCGUGUGUGUGUGCGUGUGUGUGUGUGUGUGUGUGUUACCGAUCCAAUGGCGCCGAGCAUCGGCCCGGCUUGUGUGCAGAGCACUUGGUCGCCGACCUCCAGGUUGUCCCGCAGGCGUGCUGACCGUGCCUUCUUGGUCAGCUCCGGCGGCGCCUUCGACUGGAACACCGACACAAACGGCGCCAGACGAUACACAGUCUCGCGACGGAAUCGGUACGUCCUGCACACACGGAUGGAUGGAUCAAAGACUUUGGGCCGGGUGCCUCUCCCGGCCUGCCUACCUGCCGUUGUCGCCCUCGAUCGUUUCCUCCGCCUGCUUGACCUCGAGGAGCACAUUCUCCGGCAGGGCGGGCUUGCCGCCCCCAUUAGCCAUCUGCGCCUGCCCGAGGCCAUCCACGAGCAUCCGCGGCAGGUCCCCGCCCUUGACCUUCCCGGUGCGGCACUCGUCCGUGGCGCCCUUGACGAGCAGGUCCAUUAGGUCUCGCGUCUGGUGCUUGGGCUGCGGUGUGGGCCUGACGACGAGGCCCUUUCUCUUGAGGUCGGUGGUGUGCUUCUGCAGCUCCAUUGUGAAGUCGCGCGGGUCUGAGUGGCGGAACUCACCGUCUUUGGAGAGAAAUCCCAGGGGGGACCAUAUGCCUUGCUGCACGGCACGGACCAACAGACACACAGAGAGAGAAAGGGGUGUAGGGGUGAUGAUGGCUUGCUUUCCGCCGCAUGGGCGUGGCGUACCAGUUGUGCGACGUGUACGCAGGGGUAGUCAAUCUGGAGGGUGUAGGCCUUGAGCAGGCCCAUCAGCCGCUGGUAGCUGUACUCGUCGUCGGGCGUCUUGUCCUGCUCCACCGUCAGGAUGAUGCCCUUCUGCCGACUCUCGCUCUGGAACACAUGGAUGCCGCUGCCAAACUCGGCCUGCAGCCACCCAUCCAUCCAUCCAUCCCAUCCACACACUCAUCCACGAACAGACAGACGAAGGAAGGCCUUCAUCUCUGUCUCUCUCUCACCGUCACUGAUUUGGUGUGGAGGCUGGGGAAGCCCUGGUACGGCAGCUGACACCCCUUGGGCACCCGGUUGGGAAAGGUCUCGGCCCCAUGGGGCAGGGGGUCGUGCUCGUACUCCCUCCUGUUGACAGGGGCGUGGUAGAGGUCGGGGAAGCGCUCCUUGAGGGUCGACUGGAAGAACACGCAGGCCGUCUUGUCGUAUCGGAAGAUGAACGCCUUGCGCUGCGUGUUGCGGGCGCGCUCGGCUUCAGUGAGGCGGUGGGUGUGGGGGGGCUGCUCGCUGCGCAGCUGCACGUAGUCCAUGGCCUCGAGCAGCCGGGUCUCUUCGAUGAAGGGGAUGAGUGUGACGCCGCCCCACGGCACCUGAUGACAGACAGACAGGACAGACGGGGGAUUGCGCGGGUCUGCUGUUUGCUACGUAUGUCUGUGAGUAGUUGUGUUUGUGCGGGUGGGUGUGUGGUCGAUGUACCGUACCUUGACGCCGUCCAUGUCAAUGUCGAAGGUCUGUGGGUAGAAGUCACAGAUGGGGCUUCGCGGAUUCAUCAUCAAAUCGCGAUACAUCUGAACACUCACCCACAACCACACCCACAUCACUCUGACCAUCUUCUCUCUUUCCCCUCCCCCUCCCCCCGCCCGUCCAUCCAUCCAUCUCUCCUACCUCAGGCAGCAGGUAGGCGCACGCCGACGGCAGGACGGCCAUGAGCUGCUGGAAGGGCUUGAAAGGGUGCCCCAGCUCGAACUCUAUCUUGGGUGGCGGGUCGUGGAUGGACUUCAUCCGCAGCGGGCCGUAGUUGAGGAGGUCGAUCACAUAGGGGGGGUAGUGGAAGGGGUAGAACCAUAUCCACGAGGGCGCCCCGCGGUAGUAGUAGAAUAACACCUGCACAUCACAUAGAUAGGACAGGUGGACGGGAGGGGUGUGUAUGUGUGUGGUGGAUGGUAGAUGGGUGGACAGGUACCCAUUGCAGGCCCUCAAUGUAGCUCUGCAGGAGGUUGUUGCGCAUCUCCCGGCCCUCGUGCUGGUUCAGAUUCAUCUUCAUCUUGAUCCAGUAAUACCUGCACGCACACACAGGUGGGCCAAUCACUCUUCGUGUGUGUGCAUGAGUCUGAGUGUGACUGCGUGUCUGACCUGGCCCUGACAUCUUCAGUGGAUGUGGGCGGCCCAGUGAAGUCCCCCGACCGGUCCUCACUCUCAUCACCAUCCUCUACAGCACCCACCUGACACACAUCAACCCACACAACCCACCACACAGCACAACGCACACGUCGAUCCGCCAAUGGUCGAUCCAUGGCAUGGUUCGUGUACCGUUUUGCGUUUGCCGAUGAACCAGGCGUUGUCUUCGAGUUUGGUCUCGAGUGCGUCGUCCUCAUGGUCCCUGAAGUGCUCCAGAAACACCACCAGCUGGUACCAACACACCUCGCCGCAAUUUCGGGUCAGCCACGGGUCGCCGCCGUCCUCAUUCCACGUCUGACCGACAGACAGAUUCGAUUCAUCGACAUACACGCCAUCCCAUCCACCUCAUACAACGGCGCUUCCUUGUCCUCUCUGGCUGUGUGGCCUGGCGGCUGCUGACCGACUGACCUCUAGGUAUGUUUUGUACUUCUGCAUGAUCAUGCCCAGGCCGCCCUCGCCGAUAUCGGCGAACUCUAGGUGCGGGAGGAAGUCGUUGCCGGCGAGGAAGCAGAAGAGAAUGAAGUCGUCGAUGACCCGCUCGGGGUCGUACUUGUACUUGAGCUUGGACAGGUAUUUGGGGCCGGGACGCAUCUCAAGGUCGAGGUACUCGCGGACUAAGGAGAUGUGCAGCAGCUGCAGCUUCUCCUUCUUUGUCAAGACCUACGCGUGCCGGCCACACAAGGACACACACAGACAGACAGACAGAUAGGGGUGUGUGUGUGUGUGUGUGUGUGCAUGGCUGGCUGGCUGGCUGGCUCACGCACUCUAUGCUCGAUGCCCUGUGUCUUUUGUUUGCCGAAUAUGAUUUCCUCCCGUAGCAAAGCGAAGUGCGGCUCGUGGCUGGCGAGCGAGAGCAUGAUGAGGUCGGCGUCGAGGCCGUAGAGGCAGUGCCGGGUAUUGGGGUCGUAGCCCGGCUGCGCUUUGCUCCGCCGGAUGAAAUCCAUUAUCUUGUGCUCACCCUCACCUGACCACCACACCACAAACAACAAACAUGACACACACAUACGUGCAUGGAUUCCCUCCCUCUCCCUCCCUCCCUCCCUGCCUCCCUCCUUGAGUCGAUUUCUCUCUGCCCGCCCCCCGACCCACCCGGCACAUCCGGCCCCGAGAGGAUGACGUCGAUUCCCUGCCAGAGAGGGUCCUGCUGUAUCUUCUUGAAGACAAAGUACUGUAGGUGUUUGGUGAGCCGGUCCAUGAACUCGGUGCCGGGGGUGAUGCAGUUGGAGUCGAACCGGUUGGAGGUGUCCCCCAUGGCCUCGGCCUUCUCCUUGCUCUCCUUGUUGUCCUGCGCCGCCCGGAAGCGCCGCGACCUUUGCUGGUUCAUCUUGGCGCGGGGGGCCACCCCGUCGACGGCCAUGUAGAUGAGCCGCUUGGGCUUGACAAUGUAGAAGAGGUGGUUGAUGUACUGAAACACUGACGUCCACACAUCCUCCUCCUUGACGAAACUCUUGCCUGAUGUGCACACACAACACACACACACGACACACACAGAGAGAGAGAGAGAUCACAUGCCAUUCACCAUGUCUGCCGUCCAAUGCUCUGUGUGUGGUGUGGUAUGUGCGUGUGUGUGAGUGUGAUUGCGUGUGUGUGUGCGCACCCCCCCCCGCCCCCCUACCGGUGUUUCCAUGAGUGCAUCCGUGAAUGAUGCCGUUCAUGUCCAGGUAGAAGUUGUCGAACUCGGGGAUCUGGUCGAACUCUAUCUGCUCGUUGAUCAAAGGAUACCGCUCACUCAGCCAGCGAUAAAAGCGACUGAUCCCCAUGGUGACAGAGGAUCAGGAAGAGACAGACAGGUGGGGCGAAGUCAGUCAGUCAGUCAGGGCAGAUGAAUCGCCCCGAGAGGUGAAAACACAGACAGGGAGGGCCGCGUCUUGGAUGGAUCCGCGUGACAGCUGCCCACGCACGGAGGACACCCCUCUCGGGUGGAUUGCUUGUCUUCUACUCGACGCCCGUUCGUCGCGAAAGCUGGUGCUUGGAUCACCAACUGCUGUCGUCGCCCCUAUGCACUCACCAGCUUCCUCGCUCCUUCUCUCCC
Molecule: messenger RNA, 7596 nt
Organism: Vitrella brassicaformis
Lineage: Eukaryota; Vitrellaceae
Source: the annotation of a GenBank genome assembly